GACUGGUUUUCACCUUACCUGCCUACCAUUAAUUAACUUGGGAACUGAAUACUAAUAGAUCAAUGCAAUUCCUGGAUAAUUUUCGAAAUGCUGACCGUAGUCGUCUUCACAACAGUGUUGUAUCAAUCAUUUCAGGAUUUCUGUUUGCAUUGGGCUGGUGGAUAGCGAUUGAUGCGGCUGUUCUUUUUGCUGAGGAUAAUGCUUUACCCAAUGCGUAUCACACCGCAGGCGUGUUUAGCACUAUUGCUUUUAUUCUGGUUAAUAGUGUUCCAAAUGGAGUGUUGAGAGACGAAUUUUCAGACAGUCGUAUUGGGAGACGUGGAGCUCUAAUAUGCUUGUUCGUUGCCUUCUCAAUGGCCUUUAGCAGUGUGAUAGCUUCAUGCUGGAUACUAUUCGGAGGUUAUGUCGCUGCAGGGAAGAAGCCAGUAUGGCCCGGUGUAGCUAUACUAUUACAGAAUUUACUGCUAUGUGUAUCCUCGAUGUUGUUUAAAUUCGGUAGAAAAGAUAUUGACGAAUUCUAA
Trichobilharzia regenti is the source of this 521-nucleotide messenger RNA. The record is from the annotation of a GenBank genome assembly. NCBI's taxonomy places the organism in Eukaryota, Metazoa, Platyhelminthes, Trematoda, Strigeidida, Schistosomatidae.